Molecule: messenger RNA, 2523 nt
Organism: Drosophila teissieri
Lineage: Eukaryota; Metazoa; Arthropoda; Insecta; Diptera; Drosophilidae
Product: AF4/FMR2 family member lilli
Exons: 6
Coding region: 400-2457 (685 amino acids)
Molecular function (GO): protein binding
Source: RefSeq, a predicted model, not a curated record
CCAGUUUUCCGAACUACUUCCAUUGGUUUACAUUUUGCCAGCCAGCGUGUAUUUGUCACAAAAUCCGGAGAAAACCGAGCAAAAACUGAAAAUAAUCAGUAAAAUAAUGGAAAAGCAGAGAAGGUUCACAAAGUGAUUACAUUUGCGUGCUCAAGUGUAAAUUGAAGAAACGCGUGCUGUGGUUGCUUUUAAAUUUUUCGCAGCCCGAAGAAAGGCCAAAAAUCAAUAGGCGUGUUAAAUUUGUAAACACGGCAAGCCCUCGGACCAGCCUCUUUCGGUUUCUUGGCCACUCCAACCCCCAAGCCCCAAUCCCCCCGUGAACUUCAGACCGCCAGCUGCCCGAAGAGAAAGGGCCCAGUCGUGAUCGAAAAACCGCAAAAAUAACCAUUAGCCAUCGAAAUGAUUGCCAACUUGGCGUUGCCCUUCCUGCUGAUGAUCGCGGAAGCAGCAGCCACCGCGGAGCAGGUGGAGUACCUGGAGUACCUGCAAUCUUCGCCGGCGCAGCACCGACUCAGCAAGCGCAUGGAUCUGGAGGUGUGCAUAGGUCACUUCGACGUGCAUAAGAACACCAUAAUCCGGACGGGCGAGUCCCAGGCGAUUGGAGGCAAGUACCUGCAGGGCAUCGAGUUGGACACCAUCGAGGAGUGCGAAAGGCUGUGCUGCGAGACGGACGCCUGCGAUGUGUACAUCUUCGAGCGGAAGGCGGGUGGCUAUUGCUACCUCUUCGAGUGCGGUCCUCCGGAGGAUUUCCGCUGCAAGUUCACCAGGCACGCCAACUACACGAGUGCCGUGCUGAAUCCCCAGCCCAAGCCCGUCGGCGAGUUGGUGACCACUCCGCGUCCGCAGUUGCCCCACAUACCCAGCAACAAUGUGUCGCAGCAGGAAUGGGAGCUGAGCAACCUGAAGCUGAAGCCGGAAGCGCGCGACAAGCCCACAGUUUCCACCGCCGCUGUGGUGGCUCCCACAUCGGGAACGGGUGUGGGUCUGGCUCUGGGAGUGGGCCAGUCGCCAGUAUACCAAGCUCAAGGUGUUCCCACUGCGCAUUGUGGACGCUUCCAGUUCACCUGCCACUCCGGCGAGUGCAUCGCGGUCUACAACGCCUGCGAUGGAAUACCCCAGUGCGAGGAUGGGAGCGACGAGGGACCGGAAUGCAACACCGUGCUGUCGACGGCCACAAAACCGGGCACUACCGGCAGCAAUUUGGAGCCCAUGGUGAAGCCCAUGGGGCAGCAGUAUGUGCCCGUGCAGAACGUGCAACAGCCGCAGCAGGUCGUGGCCCAGCAGAUACAGCAGCAGCAACAGCAGCAGCAACAACAGCAACAGCCGCAGCAGCAACCACAGCACAUCAUUGUUUUGGGUCCACCACCGCCACCGCCGUCUCCACCGCCCAUGGUGAACAAUCGGGAAGAUGCCGCCGCCUGGGCCAACCGCAAGAUGAUUGCCGAAGGGCAGCAGCAGCAGCCACUGCCACAGCAGCAACUGCAACAGCAGCAGCAACUGCAACAGCAACAGCAACAGCAACAGCAGCAGCAACAGUCAUCGCAGCCAAAGGCGGAGAUCAUAAGCACGGAUGCGCAGAGCCACAUAUUCAGCCACAAAGGCGGCCUCCAGCUGCAGCAGCCGGCGAACGGACCGGGGCCACAGCCUCAGCCCCUCCAGGUUCCGGGUCAGAUGGUGGGGGCAGCGCAGGUUCAGGUUCAGGGGCAAUCUCCGCCGAUCCAACUGCCCGGCUAUGAGGCCAAUCAGGCUGUGUAUGGGAUGUCACGCUCCGGAAUCUACAUGCCACAGCAGCAGGUCCAGCUCCAGGCUCCAGCUGGCCAGCAGCAGGGGCAAGCGGGUGUGGUGUGGCCGCAACAGGCUCCAUUGGCACCGCAGCAACAGGCGCCGGUGCAGCAGCCACAGUCACUGAUGCCGCAGCCAUCUGGUCAUGUCUAUGCUGCUGCUCCGGCCAUCCAAUCUCCGGCAGCUGCGCAGCACGUCAUGUUGCCCGUCCUGAAUGCAGCGCCGGCAUCCGGAAAAAAUCAGGGCUCUGCGGCAGAUGGGGACUACGAUGAUUACGACGAGGACACAUACACAGAGGCACCAAAAAAGAAGCAGCACAAGCACAAGAAGGUCAAGACGAAGACGACCAAGGAUCCCAUUGAACUAGCCCUGGAGCAAAAUAAGCUACAGUCGGAUGGAUCACUUCCAGCCCUGCCCGUUCCCGCUUCUCCAGUCCACGAGCAGUACAAGAUGAUCCACGACAACCUGGCGAUGGAGUUCCGCGAUCACGACGGUCACUCGGAGCGCCCUGGUGGGGCAGUCCUCUCGCUGACCCUGGGUCUGCUGGUGACCGCUGCUCUGGCCAUUCUCAUCGGUUGCAGGAUGCGGACGGUGACCCGGAGGGCACGACGACUGGGCGGCAAGACGCCCUACUCGCAGGAGGCGGACUUCCUGGUGAACGGCAUGUAUCUCUAAGCCGGAUGCCUGCGGAUUAGGUUGGGGGCUUGCCAAGAUUCGUUGUGUUGUUCCGCGUGUGUAAUA